AUGCCAUUUGUAGAUCUGUUCAACGGUCAGACCGAUUACUAUGAAGUCGACGACUUCACUGACCCUUGGAAAAGCGACACCAGCGAGAUUGUCGUUUUUCAGCCUGGCAUUCUUCGGCACACAGAAUUCGUCUACCAUCUGGUGCCUCUAAUGAGCAGAGACGUUCGAUUUAUCCGGAGGGAUUUACGAGGCCACGGGAAGGCCUCUGGUGGCGACAGCAACGGUUAUCCCUACACUCUCGACACACUCAUCGACGAAAUGGCUGAUUUUGUCGACAAGGUUGCUGGCCGGCCCGUCCAUUGGAUAGGUGAGAGCACUGCUGGCAUGAUAAGCCUGGCAUUUGCAGCAAAACACCCGGACAAGCUGAAAUCUUUGAUUUUGAUGUCCUCACCUGUGGUUCUUGGUGAAGAAUUUCACAAGAUGGUAUCGGAGCCGUACUCAAGUCAGGGUGAAGCGAUGAGGAAGCUCGGCUUAGUUGAGUGGCAGAAGAGCCGUCCUGUCUCGAGACUCGGGACGAACCAAGACAAAGUGACUAACGAGAUGGGUCGCUUUAGUGGUCCAGAAUAUCUGAAAUGGUACGACCAAAUGCUUUUGAAGCACAAUGUCGAAUCCGUUGCCAAGUAUUGUGACUUUGUUGCUGAUGUGGAUGUCCGCCCGCUUAUCGAACUGGUCAAGGUCCCCACGCUCAUUGUCUCGCCGAAGAAUAGCAUGGCUAGUCCCGUGGCUGUGAACGAGGAUGUGGCUCGAAAGAUUAGCGAUAGCCGCCUCGUGAUUAUCCCGAGUGUAGGUCAUAUGGUCUAUAUUGACGAGGCUGAGAAGACUUGUUCGGCAAUACUAGACUGGGUCGAAGACCUGCGAAAGAGGUCUUAG
Molecule: messenger RNA, 870 nt
Organism: Exophiala bonariae
Lineage: Eukaryota; Fungi; Ascomycota; Eurotiomycetes; Chaetothyriales; Herpotrichiellaceae
Exons: 2
Coding region: 1-870 (289 amino acids)
Source: RefSeq, a predicted model, not a curated record